Lachancea mirantina is the source of this 2631-nucleotide messenger RNA. Lineage: Eukaryota; Fungi; Ascomycota; Saccharomycetes; Saccharomycetales; Saccharomycetaceae. The record is from the annotation of a GenBank genome assembly.
AUGGACCAGACAAGAACGCAAACGAACACGCCGCCUGCAGAGGCCGUUGGUUUGCACCAGGAGACCCGCAAAGCAUCAUUGGCCAGCGGCGAACCGGCUCGGAUGCCCAGUGCGCAGGAAUCGGGGGUAUGCACCGCUGGCGCGCCUGCGCCCGCGAAUGUGAGCAUGCACGGCGUCGCAGCGGCGACUGUUCUGGGCGAGACACGCAGCAGUGUUCACCAGACGCAGCCCACAUUGCCUGCACUGCCCGCUGGCGCGACCAGUGCGAGCUGCGGCACGGUAGCGACUUCACCCGAGUCCUGCGGCGAGCCCAUGUUCUGCACAGCGCUUGAGCGCGGCUCUGGCGAACUCUUCAAACAGUUUGACGCCAAGACAGGCCAGUUUCUCGCAAGGCCCGCUGCUGACAACAGUGGUAGUGGUAGCGGUAGCAGCAGCUCAGGAUCGGAGGGAUUUGUCGAAUCGGCUGAAGCGCCCGUGAUGCGGGCCGCAAUACGGGCCGCUCCACUGCCGUCACCAGAUCCGAUGGCUAAGGGCGUUUACCAAACUCUAGCGUCGCUAAAAGCGGCGGCCGUUAAAAACAACAAGACUCGAUCUCACUCGGUCCCCUCAAUACUGCACUCGUCUCUGCGCAAAAUCGGCAUCUCUACUUCGUGCGGGCUCAUGUCGCCACAGCGUGAGGAGGACUUGCCUGAUCACGAGCAACAGCAGCAAGAGCAGACGCAGGAACCAGGAAACCAGAGCGCACAACAGGACGAGCAACAGCACGUUAAGCAAGACACAGUGCACGAACCAUCAGAUCUACAGGUCCAGCCGCAGGCGCAACUGCCAAUACACCAACAACAUUUGCAACACAUGACCCACCACUUCAACCAUGGCGUUAAGAAAAAACAAAGGCACAGGAACGCUUCUGCGCUUCGCCAUGCGCUUUUAACGAAUCAGCGGCUGCCCAUCCGCGACCACACCCACUUAGCACUUGAGGACAGAAUAAAAUACAUCAAGCUUCAUCCGGGGCCCAUGCCAUUACCCCCUAUAAAUUUGCAAUGCUUAAAAGAAAUCGAUUUGCAGGAAAUCGUUAAGAAUCCACAGCUACGGCACGAUAUCAUUUUCGAUCCUUUGCUGCAAUUUAGACCCAACUUGGACGGUGAAAGGGGGCUCAAGAAAAGACAAGUGGCAGACAAAUACUGGGCCGACGUUGAAAACGAAAUUCACGUCUACACUACGCGGCCCGAUGUUUUCGAUUACAACCAUACCAGACUUGUGCCUCUUUUCAACAGUUUGAAGGAAGUUUUGACCACGAUUGUACCCCAGAAGGAGGUGCACGCAGUGCAAAGUGUCCUGGACACAGAACUUCUUGUGCAAGAGCUUUUAAGGGGCUCGCUCAAACUUUCAAAUUUUUCAGAAUGGCUUGCUCAGCUUUUCAAACAUCAUUGCGCUCCGAUGAGAGACCCUUGGGUCGACAAAAUGAAUUUAAAAUUCAAAGAAUCAGAAGAGGAAAAAUCCGUUUGCAAAUUGGUCGAUGGGUUGAGACUCGUGUUCCAGAUUUUAGAAGCUAUGAAGCUGGAUAUUGCCAAUCAUCAGAUAAGAAUUUUGAGACCCGCGCUCUUGAGUAACGCUGUCGAAUUUGAAAAGCAGUAUUUCCAAUCUUUGAUGUCUUCAAACCGCGUGAACUUGAAAUCUUCGUUCAAAUGGUUCAAUGAUAAAUUUGCAGAACAAAGUUCCAGUGACAAAAAGACUCUUUUGAGAGCUCCGGAGCUUUAUCGAUUGUGCAUUAGGAGCAUCAUCAGCUUACUGUCGUGCCGGAGAAUGGUCAGAGAGUACCCAACGUCGCUGUCGUUUGACCAUGCGCGUCUCAUCCUACUGCGUGCAGAUAUACGACAGAUCGUGUGCUUGUUAGUUUGCAAGCUGUUGUUUAAACAGUUGAUCGCCAACGAUGUUUCCAUGGACAAACGUACCAAGGAUUACGUGUUAAACUCGUAUCCGGGCAAGAAACUCAAGCAAGAAAUUGUAAGCAUUAUCACUGACGAACACGGUAACUGUCGGUGGACGAAAAACACCAUGUCAAUUGCCAUACAUCUAUGCAAAACCAUCAGGGAUCUCAAAACCCAGUGCAUUUUAGAAAACACGCCAAACACUGGCACAUCUGCACAGUUAACAGACACUUCACCGCUAAACACGGCACAAAUCGAUUUUGCCAAAUCAUGGCUAUCCAAACAAACCCAACCCUUAAGUGAAGUUUAUGGAGUUUUGGAAAACCGCGUUUUCAAAUCUUUAGAAAACUCCAUAUUUUCAAGGUCAGGCUGCACCCAAGACGGAACCAUCAAGCAAGACUUCAUACACUUAUGCAGCACCACUCCAUCCGGUGCAUCUGUCACCUCCAGCACACCCAGCACGCUCGCUGGGAACGUCAACACCACUUCAAAGCUAGCAUCCUCUAACGCCUCGUUCAAGGACUCUCCCGAACAAAAGCUGCCUUCAGCUCCACAAACCAUUGGCCAAACGUCGCCGUUCAUGGACGUGGAAGAAUUUGAAAGCUUGUUCUGUCAUCUCUAUACCCUGGUUAAUUUUCAUUGGUCGGUUUUCGGUUGUCUUUAUAUGGACUCUCUGCACGACGCAGUUUCCGGAGUAAACUAA